GUCCCUUCUGUACAUGAUGAACAAUAAAUUUGACUAACGCUUUCACCAAAUUGUCCGUAAUCGCUAACUUUGCCACCACCGUCAAUGGCGAUAUCACCUGCGGUACCGCGGAGGAUGCGACGUGCGUACCCUCUGUCUCCCGUCCGAGUUCCGAGUUACUGCUAGUAACGAACCCGCACCCGCCACAGUCUUUCAUCCUGCCACGACCUCCAUGCCAACGAUUGGUCCGGCCUCAACUAUAGCCGCACUUGCCAUUAUGGUCCUCGCUUCCUCGUGUACAACCCCAUUUGCUCAGCCAACAACUGUGCGCUGCUCGCUCCUGACACUCUUGACUGUUACUUUAGCCGUUCCCUUGCUUGUAGGCUGCAUCUACGUGACCUCUCAGAUGACGAAGUCCACGAUAAGGUUCUAUAAUAAAACAAGUGUAGCAGUUUCUUUCAAGGUAGGUCCCCGAUUAGAACGAGGAGACGAUCCAGAUGAGAGCUUUACCGCUCCUUGACCAGUAGACUGAGCAUUAUAGGCUUGAACUAAUAGGAGACAAGACGUGCAGCUUGAGAAAUGGUGACUGAAAAAGUGAAAAUAAAAGCAUGGUAGUUUGCCCUUCCUGGCCUUUGCUACCCUGCAGAGAAGUAAUAUGGCAUAGCGUCGCAUUUACGUGAAAGAGGGCGUACUCCCGAGGUGUUGAACGGCUGGAAUGACAUUCGUGCUACCUGUGAGAUCUCAACUGUCAAGAUAGUUAAUGAAGGAAACCACCCGUAAUUCUAUACAGAAUGCAGAUCUAUCGAUAGAGGGAGGCGAGGAUAGAAUGUGCGAUGACAGACCAUUCAUAGCAGAUUCAUGAUGGUUUGAAG
Molecule: messenger RNA, 851 nt
Organism: Desarmillaria tabescens
Lineage: Eukaryota; Fungi; Basidiomycota; Agaricomycetes; Agaricales; Physalacriaceae
Exons: 1
Coding region: 212-499 (95 amino acids)
Source: RefSeq, a predicted model, not a curated record